Tigriopus californicus is the source of this 1866-nucleotide messenger RNA. RefSeq names its product facilitated trehalose transporter Tret1-like. The coding region runs from base 573 to 1826 and encodes 417 amino acids. Gene Ontology annotation, cellular component: membrane. Lineage: Eukaryota; Metazoa; Arthropoda; Copepoda; Harpacticoida; Harpacticidae. The record is from RefSeq and is a predicted model, not a curated record. Gene Ontology annotation, molecular function: transmembrane transporter activity. The transcript is spliced from 7 exons. Gene Ontology annotation, biological process: transmembrane transport.
UUCCUCGUCAUGUUCGGCUCGUAUGAACCUUUCUCUUUUACAGUAUCUCUCUGCUUUAAGACCACUUGAAGAUCGAAAAAGUUUCCUCAACGUCAUUGCUUUUCUCUACACACACAAGGCUGGUGAAGGUUUGCUGAUUGUUGCUGCAGAUCCAAAAUAACCACAUCACACGGAGUGGUGCUACAUCUCUCAGAGUUGGAUUUUAAAUGCUGCUCAUCUUUGGGAAUUAAUUCUCUGUGAUGUUCAACUUUGAAAUACUUAAAUAUGCAUCCACCUCGUCUUGGAUGCAAUUAGUUUUGUUUGAUGGGCUGAUUGAUCAGGUAACUUAAGAUGGCAUCAGUGGCGGACCAGAAGGACGAGAGCAUCGUGCAAGUUAUGCGAAGAUUUCCAAAACAAAUCUUGUCAUCCAUAAACAUCAAUGUCAGCUCGUUCAUGGUCGGUGUUUCCGUGUCAUCUGUGGCUGUUAUUGUGGGGAGGCUUGAAGAAGGGAAUGAUGUGAUUCAAACUACUCCAGAAGAAGCUUCUUGGAUCGAUCCAAAUUUCGACCAUCCAUCUUUCUAGUCAGCUCUCUCAUGUUGGGGAUGAUGGCGUCAUCCUUCUUUUGUGGUCAUAUCGCCCAUCUAUUCGGACUCAAAACAUGUGCUAUCCUCACAAACCUGACCUUCUUGGUCGGCUUCCUUAUGAUUUUGUUUGGAACAAGCGUUAUCACUUUGUCCAUAGGGAGAUUCGUCUUAGGUGCCGCGGCCAUUGGCAACCGAAUGUCUGCCCAGCCUUUGAAUUGUGAGUUUAGUAAUCCAAAAAUUCGGAGCUUUACCGGGUGUAUCUGGUUGAUGACUUACUCAUUGGGUCAAUGCCUCAUCUACCUUUUGGGUGCUUUCCUGCCUUGGCGAUGGGCGAUUGGGAUCACCCUCAUCCCUUUGAUUCUAUCCACAUUUGGCAUGUUUCUCAUGCACGAAAGUCCAGUGUGGCUUUUGACGCAAGGCCAAGUGGAGAAGGCCGAAUUGUCAUUGAGAUUCUAUGACCGAAGUGAAAGCGAAGCCAUCGAGGAGAUUAAGUCCAUUAAGGAAGUCAUGACAGUGGAACAGUACGAGACAAAGAAAUUGUCAUUUGGGGACCGGCUGAAAUUGAAAUUGGUCAUGAUAAGGGAGCCCAGUUUCGUCAAACCUUGUCUUUAUUUGAUUAUGGUUUUGAUCACUAUGGAAUGGAGUUGCUUCCCAUUCAUUUCCAGCUAUUUGGUCUCGAUCUUUAAGGCCACAAAAGCUCCUUUCGACCCCUAUGUCAUGUCCAUUUUUGCCACCUCGGCGAGAUUUGCGGCCUCUUUGGCGAGUGGGGCCAUCCUACCAAAGUUUCCUCGGCGAAACAUUUUUCUUACUUCAGCAGUGAUUCUUCUGGUCUGUUUGAGCACUCUAGGAACUUACGCAUAUCUCCAGCUUCAUGAUAUUUGGCCUGAAUACCUUCAAUACCUUAGCUGGCUUCCAUUGUUCGCUAUCAUUGUUAUCUAUCUGUCUUCCUCCAUUGGAUACAUGAACAUUAAUUUACUUCUCAUCGGGGAGAUCCUACCCGCUGAAUCCAAAAGCUUGGGCAACGCCAUCGUGACCUCAUUCCAAUUCGUGGCGUCGUUUUCAAUGGUGAAAAGUGUGCCAUUUUUAUUGGAAACCUUGGGCAUUUACGGCUUGUUUUGGUUAUUUUCUGGCGUGGUGGGCUUUGUGAUCUUUUUUGCUACUCUCUUCAUGCCGGAAACGCACGAACUGUCCUUGGAAGAAAUUCAGAAGAAUUUUGGAAAAUCGAGUUUAGAAAAAACCACCAAGAUCCAGCUUGAUGCUUAAGCAAUGAAAUGUGUUUGAAAAUAACAAAACUCAUACAAUU